GGCGCGCGGCGUCUCGUGGCCGGCGCGCUGUACGAGCGCGGGAUGAUCGGCCCGAUCGACGAGACGGCCAUCGCCAUUUGUGACGGGCAGAGAUUGGUGAACGGCGCCUUCGGAGACACCGAGGCACACGACCCCCCGAUCGUGCGCGAGGACGGGGUGAGCAGGCCAGCGUUGCUGCUGAUCAUCCGCCCCACGCCGGCCAACGCGUGCCAGAGAUGCGCCGCCAGGGGCUCGCCCGAGAUGCUGAGCACGGGGCAGCUGUGCGAGCUGGCGCUGGCGCCCGGCGGGGCCCUGCCCUGGACAGGAUGGCCUUCUUCAACGUCUUCAGGGCGCGGCCGGCGUGGUGGCCCCACCUGGCGUCGGGCCUUCUGGCGCCGGCGCGGCUCGCGGAGGGGGGUCGGCGACGGCUCGACCCGCGUCGCGCUCAGGGUGAUCGCCAUGGGCUGGAUCAGCGCGUUCGGCGCCACGACCAACUUGCACGGGAAUAUGCUGCUGCGCUCCAGCGCGGUGCCGCGGGGGCUGGCGCCCGGCGUGGAAUUCGCGCGUAGGAGGCGACUGCCGUUUGGCUGUAGGCCGCCCCCGUCCACGGCUGGGUUCGUCUACGACGGGGGCCUCGAGAUCGCGGAGGUCGUCUCGGCAAAGGAGGCCGAAGCGCUGGAGGACAGGGCGCCGCCGCUGCUGAGGUGGGCGCGCGAGUGCUGCGAGGCGGCGGGCCCCCCGGGGUCGCUGGGCAGGGACGUGUUCCGCUUCGCGAAACUGGCGACCCUCGACGAGCUGAUCGACGGCGUCGAAGGCACAAGGAGCCCCCUGCAGGGCUGCGUCACUGAGCUCACGGGCCUGACCUCCUGGGCGCUCGGCAAGCGGCGCGCGAGCAGGCGGCUGGCGCAGAUCUUGUUCAGGCGCUGGGUGCAGGCGCGCGAGGGGGGCGCGGCGCUGAUCUCGGCCUUCGCGUGGAUCGACGGCGCUGGUCGAGUCGAGGGCGACGCCGCCCGGGUCGCGCAGCGCGCCUACCCGAGCAUCAAGCACCAGGGCGACAUCGCGCUAGCAGACCCAAAGGCGUUGGUGCUGCGCCUGAGAGAGCACGGGCGAGUGACUUGGAUGCUGGCGGUGGGCGGCUGCCCCUCUCGGGGCCACGCGGUGUCUGACGUGGGCCGCAAGGGUAGCGACGCCCCGAGGUCGCAGCCGGCGGGCCACCUGAUGUGGUUCAUCGAGGGCCUGAAUCGCGAGGUGCCCGAGGUCGAGGUGCUGCAGCUCUAUGCCAUAUUCUGGCGCGUGCCGCUGGAGCUCGUGGCUGGCGACAUGGGCUGGGAGCGGUGGCGGCGCUUGCUCUGCACAUGGGCCUCCUGGGACCUGCUGCCCUCGUUCGAGGCUGCCGCCCCUUGUCCGCUGGGCCCCGCCAAGUUCGCCACGCCCCAUGUGAGUUCGGCGGCGAAGACUGAGCCCGAGAAGUGCGAGGCGCUGCGGCGAUCGCCCUUCGGGAACUCGUUCCAGCGCGUUGUGGAUGCGCG
This is a messenger RNA of Prorocentrum cordatum, 1508 nucleotides long. Lineage: Eukaryota; Dinophyceae; Prorocentrales; Prorocentraceae. The record is from the annotation of a GenBank genome assembly.